Molecule: messenger RNA, 19279 nt
Organism: Cinara cedri
Lineage: Eukaryota; Metazoa; Arthropoda; Insecta; Hemiptera; Aphididae
Source: the annotation of a GenBank genome assembly
GUUCUAUUUACUUUUACAGGGAAAAAAAACAAUAUAUUCAAUUUUUAAAUUAAUAUCAAUUGCACUGCAAUGGCUGCAGUUACUCUCAGCCAAUGUUUUAUAUUACAAAUCGCACUAUAAAAUUAUUAAUACUGAUAUAUAAUAUUGUUAUUUUUUUUUAACUUCAUCAUAAAAUUAAAUAGUAGGUAACUAAAUAUUUUAUAUUGCAAAAUCACCUUGGAUCAUCCAAGGCUGUAUUGUGUUUUAUUUCUAAUUUGUAUGUAAUUUUAUAUACAUUUAUAUAAUAGAAACAAAAUAGUUAGCAUCUUAUUAAGUUAGUUAAAUUAGUUUAUAUUUAUUUUGUUUUAUAGAUUUUUGUACCUAAUAAUGGAAGAACGACGUGUUGUCGAUUAUUUUGUAGUAGUUGGCGCAUCAGAUGAACAAUCCCAAGAUGAUACAAAUUCUACUCAUUUAAAGCAAAGUUUAUGUUCUGAUUUACCACCAAUUACUGAUUUAGCCAUAGUGUUUCCUACACUAGGUGAAAAGGUACCACCUGGUUAUACUCUUAUAGAAACUACUCCUACUGGUAAGUGUAUAAUUCAUAAUCUAAAAAAGAUUAACUGUGAUGUUUUAUAAAUUCUAGGCUUAGUGGCAGAUUUAAACCAUGGAAGUUUAAGAAGUCCAGAAGUAUUCUUAUGUUACCAACGUGGACGAGAUAAACCUCCUAUUGUUGAUAUUGGGUAAAUAAUAUAUGCUUAUUAUUAAAAUAAAUAAACAUUAUCACCGAUGACUAUAAUUUAAUAUUCAUAUUUCUAUUAGUUCUAUUGAAUCUACAGUUUUUUUUUUAUUAUCUUUGGUUAGUUGUAAAUUCAAUUAUUUGGAAAUAAUACAGUUGUUUGAAAAAUAAUGUAGAUAUCUUAAUAUUAUCUUUUUAAAAGAAAUUUAAAUUAUUUGAGAUAAAACAAAACAUUUAAACUAUUUUAUAUAAAUUCAUAAUAUGAGAUCAUCUUUUUUUUUUUAUUGAUCAAUAUAGAUACUAAUUUUAAAACUAAUUAUUUUAUUAAUUGUUUACAAUAUUUGGGAUAUUUCAAAUUGAAAUUUUAGAUGUAUAGAUUUGUAAUUACCCCGCCCACAUAUAAUAGUUUGUAUUUAUCAUCUGUACAUAGGCUGGAUUCUUUUAAAUUAUGAUAUCUUUACUAAAUACAAAUUAUUUAAUUUAUAUAUAUGUAUAAAAUCCAAAUACCACUAAUUCACUGAUCAUUGUAUCUUUAAAACUACUCAACGCACGCACUUAAAAUUUGGAAUAGUGGUUCCUCUAAUACUUUCACAGUGCAAUAAGAAAGGGUUUUUGAAAAUACAACUCUUAAGGUAGUAAAAUAGGGGUUUUUAUGUAUAUUUGGUAUGAAAAUCUAAUUGUUUAUUUAUUUAUUUUUGUUUAUCCAAGAGUUACCUUGGUGUUAUGGAAAAUAAAACUAUUAUAACUAUUAUUAUUAUUAUUAUUAUUAUUACUAUUAUUUGCACUAUUAAAAUUUCACAAUAGAACAUAUUUAGUCCGUCGAAGGUGGAUUACCCACUUUUCACUUAUUUGUUUUCAUUCAAUUCUAACAUGACCAAAACCAAAAAUUUAUAUGGGUAUUAAAUAAUAAAAAUUGGCUCAGGCAAUGCCGGGUGCGGGACAGCUAAUAUUCUAUAAUUUUAAAAGUAAAAAUAAUUUUGUUUCUAUGACUAAGUAGAAAUAAAAAGUAUUACAUAAUGAAAUUUUUUCUAAAAUAUUAUUUAUUGUGUUAAUUAUUCUAAUAUAUUUAAUAAAGGGAUUAUUAAUAUUAAAGACAAAUAGUUUUAUUUGUAGUAUUUAUUGUUAAUUUAUUUGCUGUUUUUUAGGUUAGUUCAUUGAAUUUUAUAAAAGAUUACACUAGAAAUUAUUCUAAUAUAAAUAGUGCAAUACAAUAUGUGUAAUAAAAUAGUAACAUGAAAAAAAGUGUAAACAAUUGUUCAAUAAAUUAAUAAUUAAUUAUCCUUAUGAGAUCUGCCUAUUUAAAAUUAUUUUAUUAUUAAUAUAUAUCUAAAAAUAAUUAAGACAAUUUUCUUUCAGUAUUAUGUAUGAUGGCAAAGAUAGAGUGUUACAUGAUGCUCAAGUCUUAAAAACUAGUGUUAGUGGUGAAGUAGCAAAUAUUAAUAACUCCACAUCAUCACAUACAUUUAUAACUUAUCGCAGAGCAUCACAUACUGCACCGUGUAACAUUUUAGCAGUAUCACAUGUAUGUGUAGUCAUAACCAGCCGAGGGGAAACGCCACCACAUGCAUUUUGCCUUAUACAUAAAAAUCUCAAUAAAGGAAUGGUUGGUUCAGAUGUUUACUUAUGCUACAAAAAAUCUGUAAUGAAGCCUAAGUCUAUUACCUAUAAACCAGGUAAAUUAUUAUAACCAUUAUAAAACUAUAAUAUACUUUUUUUAUUUAAUUAAAAAAAAAAAAAAAACAAUAUGAUAAGUCCAUAAUUAUAUUUAAUAGUUAUUACGGAUCGAUAUCCUAAAUCAGAUAGAAACUACUUUCAUCUUCUACCUUCAGUAGCUUUAUUCUGUUUACCAAUGGGUGCAACACUUGAAGCAUGGCCUGUUCAAGCAUGCCAGCCAGAUCCUAUAUUUUCUACAUUUGUUUUAACUGUUAGUGAUGCCUCAGAAAAAGUAAAUAUUAACAUAACAAAUUUAAAUUGUUUCUGAAAUACAAUUGUAUUCAUUGAUUAUUUUAUUUAUAUUUAUAUAUAAUCAGGUUUAUGGUGCAGCAAUUACAUUUUAUGAAAAGUAUAAUGGAAACCUUUCAAAAGAACAACAAAAAUUAUUAGGGUUGACAGAUUCAAAUGAGUUGAAAAAAGAAAUUAGUUUGCAUACUAAUAAAAGUGUGUGUGUAUUAUCACACUGGCCUUUUUUUGAUACUUUUGAAAAAUUCUUAAUGUUUUUAUUAAAUUCUUCACUCAGUGAUCAAAUAUCUAUCCCUAUUGAAAGGUAUAUUACUCAUUUAGUAGAUGAAGUACCAUUCCCUUCACCAGAAAGACCACAAAUUCUCGUACAAUUAUCUAUGGAUACUCAACUUAUAUUAACUCAACCAGAAGAUCUGCCAAUUCCUAGGAGGUAAAAUUUAAUUAUUUGGCGUUAUAUAAUAUUUAUUAUAUGUUUAUAUAAUUAUGUUACAUUAUAGUGGUGCUGGUUUUCAUCAAAUGAUAAUGAAUUUACAACCCGAUAAUUGUCUUUUGUUACUUUUAUGUGCUUUAACGGAACAGAAACUUCUUAUUCAUUCGUUAAGACCUGAUGUACUUACAGCAGUAGCAGAAGCAGUCUCCACUGUAAAUAAAUUUAAUUUACAUAUUUUAUAUACAUUAAUUUAAAUUGUGUUUUAUAUUUUAACAAAAAGUUGGAAAUCAGUAUCUGUUUUUUAAAAGAACUUAUAGAUUGUCCAAAUGUAAAUACAUUGUUUUUUUUUUUUAAAACUAUUUUAUUACAGCUUAUAUUUCCAUUUAAAUGGCAGUGUCCAUAUAUUCCAUUAUGUCCACUUAGUUUGGCUGAAGUUUUACAUGCCCCAUUACCAUUUUUGAUUGGAGUUGAUUCAAGAUUUUUUGAUUUAUAUGAACCACCAACUGAUGUAACCUGUGUUGAUCUAGAUACUAAUACUGUAACUCUGUAGGUAUAAUUUUUUAAUUAAAAAAAUUAAUAAUAAUUAAAUGUUAAUGCAAUUUUUAUAUAUUUAUUUUUUAAUGAAUGCUAUGUAGUUGUGAAGAUAAAAAACAUUUAACAGCAAAAUUGCUUCCUAAAAAAUCAACAAGAACUUUAAAGAAUUCUUUAGAAAAACUGUAUAAAAAACUGGACGAUCUUCAAAGAACAUAUAAAGCAACAAGUAACAAAAAUAUUCAAGAAACUAAUAUCGAUAGAGAUUUUUUAAUGAAAAGAAAAGAGGUAAUUUAAUGUAUUAUUUAAUAUGUUUUAAAUACACAAAGAAACUUGUUUAUGACACUCCUUAAUAGUAAAUACAAUUUCCAUAAUGGACCAUUUAGGAUAAGUUUUAGCUUUUAAUUAAUAAUUAAUAUUUAUAUAGAAAUUUAAGAUAAUAAUCUGUAGAUUCUUAUAACUAUAUACUAAAAUACUUCAAUCAAUUUCAGAUUAUGAUGUUCUGUAUAGUUACUUAUAUUUUUAUUACUUAGACCUUAUUACUGACUUUUUUUAUUGAAUUUAUAAUAUUUAUUGACAGCUUAAGUUCUAAAUAUGCUUUGUCACUUAUAUUAAAUUAUAAUGUUAGAUCUUAUAAUAAUAUGUUAUAUAAAAUUUAUUUGUAGCAUGAAUUAGAAUUAGAAAUCCAAGAAGCUUUUCUACGUUUCAUGGGAUCUAUAUUAAAAGGUUAUCGAUGGUUUUUAAGACCUAUCACUAAAGCACCUACUGUUGGAGCUACAGAUACAAGUUCAUUAUUUGAUUUGCAAGGUAAUAAGUUGAUUGAUGAUAAGUUUUUGAAAUAAAUAUCACAAAAACUAUACUGUUUCAUAUUAUAAUGACAACAAAAAUAAUUACAUAUAUUAGUAUUAUUUAUUAUUUAUUAUUUAUUAUUAUAAAAAAAUGAAAAGUACAGAUUAUAAAAUAUAUUAUUUUAAUUAAUUUUUAAUUGUUUUGUUAUUGUAUUUAAGGUUUUUUAAAAUCUAGAGAAAAAACGAAUUUAAAAUUUUACUCCCUUUUAACCAAAACUCAAAUGUUCAUAAGAUUUAUUGAAGAACGAUCAUUUGUUUCUAAUAUGGAUGCUGCUUUAGAAUUUUUUGAUGAAUGUUCAGAAAAAGUAUAAUUUAAAUAUAUUUAUUUUUAUUACAAUGAUUGUAUAUUUCUUAUUAUUUUAUUCCAGAUUGAUUUAGAAAAUUAUGAUACAAAGCUAAUAGAACUUGACUCGUGUGGUGAAAGUGAACGAACUGUAUUCAUAAUGCCUCCAGAAACAACUGAUUUACCAAAUGAUUCUAUGUAUUCGUAUAAGGUAAAAUAUGAUGUUUAUUAAAUUUUAAAUAAUAUUAAUACUAUAGUUAAUAUUUUUAUAUAUUUUUAGAAUGGAUUUAUGCUAAACUCUGAACUUUUGAAAUGUAAAGAGUCAACUAAUUAUUUGAAUAUUAAAAAUGAUGAUCAUCUACCUAUCCCGGGUAGUCCUAUGGCUAGACGUACUAAACAUGAAGUUAAAUCGGCACAAAAACUUGCACGCAAAUAUUCUACAUCUCCUGAUCUUUGGGCUAAAUUUUUACUAGGAACUUGUUAUAGGUAAAGUUAAAAAAUAAUUUAAAUGUUAUUAAAAAUUAGAAGUUUUAGUAUUUGUAGAAGUAGUAUGUAAAGCAAGAGGUUCUCAACCAGGGUACUGUGAAAUUAUUAAAAAAAAAAUGAUUUUAUGAAAUAUAUAGCGUGUGUGUUUAAAUUGUAUAAUGUAUUAUAUAAAACCUAAAGUGUUAUAUUUAAUCUGUGAUAAUAAUGUAAUGUUCAAACUGUUAAUUUUUUUUAUUGGUAUGUUUGCUAUAGCCUCAGCGCAGAUUAUUAUAAAAAUACUACUCUACCACUCAUUACAACUUAACUGAAUACCUGUGAUUUAUAUAAUAUUAUAUUAUAAGAAACAAUUAAAUUUAUUUUUCACAAAAUAUAAUAUGUGUUCAUAAUAUGUUUGGUUACUUGUAUACCUAGCUAAAGAAAACCAAAGUUAUAAAAAUAAGUAUAAAUAUAUGAUAUAUUACAUUAGGGUGCCAUGAUUCAAAAAAGGUGGGGAACCUCUGAUGGAAAGUAAUAUAUAUUUUAAGAUCUUAGGUUUAUUAUCAUUUGAUGUUCAGAAAUAUUAAAGUAAAUAUUUUAUAGAUAUUAUUUCAGUUAAAGUUUAAUUUAAAUUAUAAUGUAAAUAGUUUAUUAAUUUUAAGGAAAUUCCUAAUUAAAACAUAUUUAUGUUUUUAAUUUGUUUUUAGUUUGUGGUUUAUUCAUUUACCAAGUCAUAUUCUUCAAUCAGAAGACCGUGCUACAUCUACUCUACGUUCAGCAUAUGAAUUAUUAAAUAAGUUUCAAAAAUCUGGUUUUCAUCUUUUAACUGAUGAGGUCAGUUUUAAGUAUUUCCUAUAUUAUAUUCAAUUAUAUGAAAACUGAUGUCAUAAUUUAAAACUAACAAACUAUGUAUUUGGAUACAAAUUAAUUGUAUUUAAUAAUAAUAUUAUGUUCUUAACAUGAUUAAAUUGUAACAUUAUGUUUUCAUAUUUUAUAAUUAUUUUUAUAACUAGUAUACACAGAUAUUGUUUUUCAAAUUUUAUGAUUCAUUAAAUUUAAAAAUAAUGAUAAUAAUUCAACUUAAUUGUUAUACAUUACAGAGGCUUUGUCUUAACUUGCUUUAAUGUAAAUAAUAAUUUUUUAUUUAUGUGUAUUUAACAAAAUUGCAUCUAUAAAUAAUAACUUAUCACUUAUCGUUUACUAUUUUGCUAUUUUGCUUAGGUUUGCUACAGGGUUAUGAUGCAAUUAUGUGGAAUAUACAAUCAACCAAUGCUAGCUGUAAAGCUAUUGCUUGUAAUGAAACGUUGCGGUCUUCAUCCAAAUGCUAUAACUUAUGGUUUUUAUAAUAGAGCUCUAUUAGAGUCUACUUGGCCAUCUGAUUUAAGGACACCUAGUCAAUUACUUUGGAAAAAACUCAGGUAAUCUUAUCCAUACUAUUAAAAAUUAUACUAUAGAUACUUAAUAUGAAUUUAUAUUCUAAGUACAACCUUUAUCAUGUUUUUAAUUUAAAUAUAAAUAUGAUGCACGAGAGACAAAUUAAAUUAGAAUAUAUAGGUCUUAUUUCUUUUUUUUGAACUAUAACUACUAAUUUUUUAUAAAAGUGAACUAUUUUGUACAAUAUAUUUAUUUAUUUCAAAUAUAUUGGUAAUAAUAUAGUUUUAUUAAAAUUAUUAUGUGAACAAAAUUGUUUUAUUAUCUUAGAAUUAUGGGGGGGAAAAAAUACCAUGUCAAAUUAAAAUAAUUUUAAAUUUAUACAAACUCUAACUAUAAUUAUUUUAGAAAUGUGGUAUUAAGUGCUGCAUUAUUUAAAAAAGCUGGUGCCCAAAAUAGAAAACGGAGAAAUUCAGAUGAAGAUAAAACUUCUCAUACAUCCUUAGAGAGUUUGUCUACAACAGAAAAACACUCUUCAGUAUCAAAUAGUGAGUGUUAAAUUUAUAAAUAAUAUGAUUAUUUUUAGCUUAUUAUAUCAAACAACAAUUUAUAAAUUGACUAUUAUUUAAUUAAGGAAUAGGAUAUAUCAAAUAUAUAGUUAUUAUAAUAUGAUAUUAAGGGAAUUUGAAAGCUAACCUAUAUUUAAGGUGUUGGUUUUUGAACAAUUUUUAAGGAUUACUUAAUAAAAUAUAUAUUUAAAUGUUUUAUUACAAGUUAAUGAUUUUUAAAAUACAUGCCUACUAAAUACCUAUCUUUUUAAUAUUUCCAUAAAUAGUUAGUUUUAACUUAUAAUUAUAAUUUUUUAAGUUCAACCAAGUGUGAUGUGUAUUCAAUUCAGUAUAUUUUGUAUUUUACUUCAGAUACUUUUUAAAAUAUUUAUAAAUUUGAAGUAAUAUUGGAAACAUUUAACAUUUUAUUAAUUUUCAGCCCCUAGAAAAUUAUCUAUUAAUGUAGAAUCAAAUUUUGGAUUAAGAAGUCGCCCUACUAAUAUUGUCAAACAAAUAUCUUUAUCAACAGAAGAUGAUCAAUCUUGGAGUUCACAGCAAUGUAAGUACAAUAUACAAUUCUAUAUUAUAUUUAUAGUACUUAGUUAAAAGUAUACUACAAAGUUUAUAUAUUAUUACUAAAUAGUAUAUUUUAGUAAAACUUUUAUUUCAAAAACAUCUUAACAAUUUAUUUAAAACAAAUUAGAUUUAAUAUUUUGUUUGCAGUUGAAAGUAGUGCCGGACUUUUGAUGACAACUACUUGUUCAAGACCAAGUUCAGCUUGUUCAAAACAAAAUAGUGAUUCAAUGUCUAUUGAAAGUGAAUCCGAUUUAAAAAGGUACUUAUUAAUUAUUUUAUAACUUCUCUCCCUUAAUUGUCACUAGUAUAAUCAAAAUAUAUUAUAUAUAUAAUAUAUAAUUAUAAUAUAAUAUAUAUAUAUACAUUUUGUUUUAUUUAUUGUUAAAUAAUAUAAAUCAGGUAAUCAUUUUUAAAUUUAGUAGAUGUUAGAGUAGAAGUUUGAUAAUUUGAAUGAAUGGUAUUUAGAAGUGUAGUUUAAAGUAAAUUGUAUAUUCAGUUGUUAAAAUAAAAAAAAGUCAGGUUUGCUAUCAUUCAUUAAUUUAUUUGUUUAAUUCAAUAUAUUUUAUAAAUAAAACUAUGCAAUUUUAUUCAUUGUUAUUUUACAAAUGUACAGUUUAAUAUUUGUAUGAAUUCAUUAAAUAGAAUUAAAAAAAAUUUCUUAAAUACAAAAAACAUCUAUGGGGGCUUUUAAUAGAGAAGCAAGAUAUUUUACCUUUUUUUUUCAGAGGCCGUAGUGGGUCUCUAACAGACGAAGUUCGUCUUCAAAUAUCACCAAGACGACACCAUCAUUAUCAUAGUACACUACACAAUUCAUCUAAUGACACAUCAACUGAACUACUGAAAUUAUUAAAACGGUAAAUAAUUAACAUUCAGUAUUAAAAUUCUUGAUUGAUUAUUUACAAUUAAAUUUAGCUAAUGUACACUAUACACUAUACAAUAUUUAUUAUAUUGUAUAAUUUGUAUAAAUAUUUGUAAAUAUGUAUAUGUAUAUGUAUAUUUUUUAGUUCAAAAAGUUUUGGCAAUGAUGCUCAAAUUCUGAAAAAUCUUAAUGAUCUUAAAUACCAGACAGAAUUUAGAAAAUCAAAUGGUAUAUCAAAGAAGCUUGUAUUUGAUGGUUCGAAGUCUUUUGAUUUUUCAUUAGAAAAUCUAAAUGAAGAAAAUACUUCUAGUAGAUUUGCUGAAGCAGCUCAACGUACUCCAGUAUUUGAAAACGAUCCUUUAGGUGCUUUUCAAGAAACUUUAGAACCUACCCCGAAUACAUCUGUCACUGUUCCACGAGUACGGUCUGGCAUUGAGCUCGAUCGUAGUGGAUCGCCUGUUUUAUUUCGUGAAUGGGGUAAUGGUAAUAUGCACCGUAGUGCUACUUACAGUGAGGAUGUAGGUAAUGUUGAAAAACAUAUACAAAGAUCAUCCACUAUGCCAGUCCGUGGUGCUACUGAAACAGAUUUUCAACAGAGUCCAAUAAAGUCUGCUUUAGGAUCUGCAUUUAAAAUUCCCUUUUCGUAAGUAAAAAUUUAUUGAUAUAAAAAUAUAGUAAAAGCAUUGAUUUUAUAAUAGAUGUUAUAUUAUAAAAUCAGUGAUAUAAGGUAGUUUUCAAUAUUAAUAAAACUAAAUAUAAAUAUUAUAUAUAUUGUAUAGUAAUUAAUAUCAUAUAUAGGUAUCUAAAAAAAAAACUUAGUACCUAUAUAUUUUAAACUAGCAUUUUAUGUAUUUCAAAUCUAAAAAAUCAUUACAAUUUAUUAUGUACUUAUUCUUAUUAUCAUAGUUUGAUUUAAGUACCAUUCAAUAAAAAUCUAUCCUAUAAUAUAAUAUAAGCAAUAAUUGUUGGUUUAUUUUUAAAAUUUGUACAUUUUAUUUUAAAAUUCAGGUAUGGGAUUUACCCUUUUUAUUGUGUCAUACAGCCAUACAGGCUAAAGCGAACAUAUAUUGUAGAAUAAUAAAUAACAUUUAAAGUAUAAAUGUAUUUAGAUAGAUAAAUAAAUUAGUAAAAUUAAGGUAACAUCAUGGUAAUACACGUGUUAAAUCAUAUUUAGUUGUUUAAAUGUUUCUUGUCCACAUUCUUGCCACUCUAUUGAAUUCGGUAUAACUGCUAAUGUCUUAGGAUAAGACUCUUAAAGGAUGUGUAGCCCUGGAAGUUCAGUUGGUAUUCCACAAUUUGUUCAAUGUUGCACUAUUAUCUUAUUGAGUUGUCUUGUAAAAUACUCAAAUCUUUUAGAUUGUCUUUUGAUUUGCCUACUCUCACUCUAAACCUAUUAAAGGAUCUCUGAGUUGGUCAGUCAAUGUUGUAUCUUGAUUGAAGAGAUUGCAUUGGUUUGAUCUCUAACUUGUUGUCUUAGGAGAUAGAUAAAUUCUAUUUUUUUCUACAUAUUUCUUUGCAGGGCUUUUCCUGGGGUUUUGUCAUUUUUAAAAAUCUUCUUGGGCCUUAGUUGAGAAUUAUAUUAAAAUUUGUCUGUGCCAUGGAUGUCAUGUUUUUUCAACUUUCUUUGUCCACUUUGACUUUUCUGUAGAUGUGAAAUGAUCCCACUUUGGUAAGUGGAAUGUUCUUAUGAAAGCCUGUUAUUAUUUGGCUAUAGAAUUGUUCAAUGUGAUAUCUACCUAUUUUUAUGAACAGAUCUACACCACAUGAAACUGGUGUAUUCAUCAAUAGGGAACAGUUUGAUACAGCAGAUAUUCAUAAUAAAUGGGAAUUUGCCAUCGCCCUUUCAUAUAGAGUAUAUGAGUUCAUGCAGUUUGUCAUUCCUUGUAUGUAUUUUUCAUUUUUUUUUUUUUAAGUUCGGUCCAUGAUGAUGCUUAGUUAUUAAGGAUAUAUGGAGUUGAAUGCACAGACUUGUAUUAUGAUUGGAUUAAGUUUGAAAGAGUUUUUGAUGUAAUAAUCAGAAGUAACCUUAACAGAUUCCUCUAAUACAUUUUUAGUAUUUUAAAAAUUAACACUUUGGACUAACAAGUUUUCAUACUGUUCUGCAUACAUUUGUAACUAUUUUGAUCAUUUUAGAGUUAUCUGGGAAAUGUUUUAUUUAACAGCCUUUAGAGAUGUAUUAUCUUGCAUUGAGUUUUAUGGUUUCUGCGAUACUAUUAUGUACUAAGAUGUGAUCUUGGUUGCUAGUUGCUACCAGAUGUGAUAUCUUUGAAUCUAGUUUCACCGAAAAGCCCAACCUAUGAGCUUUUGGAAGUUUAACUUCUUACGAAAUAGUGUUACAUUAGAUCAAAUUUUUACUUAGUUUCACAUGAGUUAGAUCUGUGUAGUUAACGAAGUAUAUAACAAGAUUUAAAUACUAGUUUAGACUGUCGUUUUAAUGGGUUCACUUAUAAAGAAAAAGUAUUGAUUAUAGCUUCUCUUCCAGCUUCCAUUAUUAAAAUUGUAGGUGAUCGUUUUAACAGAAUCCAUUUUUCAAUAUUAGAUAGUUAGUAUACCUAAUCAUGCAAGAUGUCUAUAAAUAUUUUAUAUUAUACUUAGGACAUAUGCAAUGUUUUCAACAUUUCAUAAUUCUAUUAAUACAUGUAUUUUUAUGAAAUUUAUUUUACUUCCACUAGAAGAACAUGUAGCUAUUAUAAUAGUAUAAUGCCUAGGUUAGUAGCCUAUCUGAAUAUUGAUAAUCUCGAUAUUACUUAACACAGGGUAGUCCAACUCACAUGCAGCCCUCAAAGCAUUUCCCCCUAGAAAACUUUCUGAAAGAAAAUUUGACUAAUUAGGUACUUUUGGAACGUUAUUUUUCAAUUUUCCCAAAGUUUUCCCAGCAAACAUGAAAAACCAGGAUAAAACAUGGGAAAAAGGCAGGAAAACUGAGAAAAUCGGUAAAACAUUAAACAAAUGUCAUUAAAGAAAAUAUAUAAAGCCUAUUUAGUUAUUUUACUAUAAGAUGAUAUAUAUAUUGUUGACAAAGUAUCACUAUCAACUGAACUCUGCUGAACAAAAAUAAUGCUUUUGUAAACAAAGGUUUAUCGUCGCUUACAGGUAUACAUUAAAUUACCUAUAACAGUGACUGCAUCCAUCCCCAUUAUUCUAGGACAUCUUCUUUUCUUUUUGCGGUGUUUUUAUGAACUACGCCAACUACGAAAGAUUGGACCACCCUGACUUAACAUAAUACAUAAUUGUAUAAUAAUACAAUUAAUUUAUUCCAUUAAAAUGGUAAAAAUGUCUAUACAAAUUUGUUAAUAUUGAAGACUUCAAAUAUUAGGUAUUUAUUUUUCAUUUAAUUGAAAAAUGUUUCCUUUUUUAUACUUUUUAUGAAAAGUAUUUGGUAUUUUAGUUAAGAAAUAUAAAUUACCUAAUAUAUCUCUGUAACUACAUUUAUAUUAAAUGUCAUUAUAUUAUAAUUUUAGAUUUUUAGCAAUGUAAGAUCUGAGGGGUGAGUUUUACAAUGCUUCUUUAAAAUUGUUUUUUCCUAACCAUUUUAGACAGUAAAAAUAAUUUAGUUUCAUGUAACCUUAUUUAUAGAUUUUAAUUGUUUAUAAUACUUUUAAUAAAUUAAUUUUUUUCUCAGUAUUUUAACAAAUGUUAAAAAAGAAAUUUAACUAAAGUCCUAUGUUUGGGUGGAUACUGUAUGCAACUUUGUUUAAAAUCUUAACUUCAAUUCAACUAUAGUCAUCAAAUUAAAAUUAUUACUAUGUUUUUGGGCUGAAUGUAGAAAGAUAUUAUCUAAUGUGCCAACAUCUAGUUGCCUUCUAUAAUUUUUCAUAUAAAUUAUUGCUCUUUUAUAAUUAUACAUUUUUAUAGUUUUUUUAUCAAUUUUUAUGUAUAAAUUUGAGAUUGAUAAAUCCGAUUGAAACAAUAAUUGAAUAAGUAGAUACUUAAUUACUGUAAUUAUUUAUUUAAAAUCAUUUAAAUAUAGUAGAUUUUAAAAGUGUUUAUACAAUGUAAUUAUGGAUAUAGCCAUAAUUAAGGUAGGUAAUAAAUAUGCAUAAUCAAAAAAAAAAAAAAAUACCAAUUAUUUUACUUGUAUUUUGUUGUUUUUUUUUUUGCUUUUAUAUAAUCAAUGAUGAAUUUAUUUUCUGUUUUGAUGCGUAAAUUGAAUUAACUGUAUAAAAAAAAAAAAAAAUUUAAGCUUAAACAUAAUUUAUACAUCUAUUUAUUACACUAUAUAUUUAUCUAUUUCAUUGAUUAAAUAUAUAUUUCUAUUAUUAUUAAAUCAAUGACUAUAGUAAAAUAGCAAUGUUUUCUUCCGACAUACUUAGCCGUUUCUAAAAGUUUUUAUGAAACACAAUUUUAGAUUCUGAGUGGAGCGAAGAAGCUUAUAAUUUUACAAAGAUGUUUACUUUUUUUUUUAUAUCUGCCACUUUUUUACUAGAAGACUUGUUUGGAUUUCUACGUGUAGCACCUUUUCUAAAAGGAAAUCAAUGUGAGAAGGUACUUUAGGAAGAUCAUUAUUUAAUUUUUCCUAGAAAAUAUGAAAACCUUGGAUAAAACAUGGCAAAACAGAGAAAAUCAUAGGAAAACUGGAAAAUUGGUAUAACAUUAAACAAAAUAUAUAAAGCUCAUUUAAUUAUUUUAUUACAAAAUUGUAUAUUUAUAUAUUGUUGACAAAGCAUCACUAUCAGCUGAACUCUGCUCAGAAUCUGUUUUUUCGAAAGCAAUUGUUUAUCGUCGCUUACAGAUAUAUAUUAAAUUUUAUGUGUUAUUUCCAAUGUUUGAAGAACUUUAUCAAUAGUAGAAAAAUAACACUAUUAUCUUCAACAACUCGAUACAAUAACUUAUGUUCCUAUUUCAACAUGUAAUGUAAAUCUCCCAGUUUUAAAUGUUUUAAACAUUCAAAUUAUGAUUUACCAUCUGCGGUGUACAGAAUCACACGCUUGCUAUGGUGUAUAUGUUAUAAGUAAAAUGUAAAAUAUAUUGUUUAAUAUAAUGGCUAAUAUACAAUGUUCCACAAAAAUUCGACAAAUGCAAUAGUUAGUAAAGCCUAGCAAUAUUAUUUUGUUUAUCUGGUCUAUAGGAUAAUUUAAAUUGUUUUCAUUGCUUCUAAUAAAUAAUAUUAAGUGAUUCCCCAAUUUGUCAAUGAAAAAUAAUAAUUUUGUUAAUGAUUUUUGUAAAUUUCAAAAAAUUGUUGAUACUUAAUGAAUCUUUAGUACAUAUUGUAUCGCCACAAUUUUGUUACAAAAUAUAUGGAUUAAAUGGUCAUCUUGGAGUUUGAAAAAAAAUAUAUAUAUAUAAAAUAAAGGAACCACAGCCCUAGGUUUUUAUAUUAAUAUUGAACAGAAUAAAAUAUAUGCUAAUAAAUUAUUAUAUUUAUCUAAGUGGAAUAUCCUGUAUAGAAGUUUAGGUUUUAAAAUACUUAAAUUUAUUCUUCAAUCAUUAUAAGAUACUGGGCAUAUCGAGGAAUGUAUGGUUUUUUUUAUGUUGUAAGCAAUUAUUUUUUUCCCUUGUCUUUUAAACAAUUUACCAGAAAUCUCGCUUCAAAAAGAUAUUUUUUUGUUGUAUUUUGGAUCUAGUGGGUUUAUUAAAAAGGUAACUUUUUGAUUGUCUUAGUGAUUUUUAUAAUAAUUGGGAAAAACUGAAAUCGAUUAUAUAGGAAAAACUGACAAAUAUUUACAAAUUUAACAUUUUAAUUUUUUCAGUUUUUGUUAGACAUGUUUGAGUUUUUGACUUGCAUUGUAUAGGUAAUUUAAUAGUAUUUUAAUGCUACCAUUCAAUGUUUUUUUUUUAUUGCAGUUAUUAAUUGUGGCCAGUAUUUAUGUUUGGUUAUUUAAAAUUAUUGUUAUUAUUAUUAUUUAAUAAAUUUAAUUAUUUGUAUUUAUUAUUUACUUUUAGACUGUAGAAUACUUUUUGCAUAGUAGUUUUAGUUUUUUUUUCCAUUUACAGUCAAUAUACUCCAACUAAAUUCUCAUUACCACGUAAGUCUGACUUCCGUAAGGGUACCAACAUUAUUGAAAAUGCAAUCACAAAUCUCAGGUAAAGUAUUGUUUAAUAUUCAUAAUUUAUAAUUUUAAGAUACUAAAAUAGAUACUACUGUAUUGUUUUUAGUUUAGAAUAGCAUUAGAUGUAUUACACUCAUAUUUUAUGUAUACAAAUUAUUUAUUAUGUAUUGUUUUUUAAUGAUAUAUAUAUGCAAACAAAAUAUGUAAUAUGUUUAAAAAUUUUUAUCUAUUUUGAAUAUUAUUUCACUUAUAAUAAUUUUUACUAAAUGCAUCCAAAUAAUUUGUUUUCAGUUCAUCAAGUUUUUCUGGAAAAAAGUCAAAUGAACUUCUAAUGGGAGGACUAACUAGUUUUGCAAAUACAAUGGUAAAAAAAUUUGAUGAAAUCAAAGAAGCAAUAUCUACAAAUAAUACACCUGUAAAAGACUAUGUUCAGUAAGUGAAUAUUUUAAUACUAGUUAUUAAGUUUAGUUUUAACUGCUUUAGAAAACUUUAAAUAACUACCAUUACGGAGUAACAAUUUAUUAUGGUUUAUAAUGUUUAUAUUAAUUACCAAUUCCAAAAUAUUAAUGAUAUUUUGAUUAAAUUAUUUUAACAUGGUUGCCACCACACCUGGAAAACGGGGAAAAUCUUAUAAAGUCAGGGGAUUUUAUAUUGGUCCGGGAUAGUCAGUGAUUUUUUUCUGAAAUUCAAAAAAAGAAAUAAUUUCUUAACUAUUUAUGCCAUUUAUGGUUUCAAGAAUCAUGGCAUAUCAAAAAUUAAACUAGAUAUUGACUUUGAUAAUAUUUAAUGACAAUAUUGAUAGUUUAAUAUAAAACUUUCAAUAUUGAUAUUCAGAAAUGUCAAGUGUUUACAGUAUAUAUUAUUAUCAGAUUAAUACCACUGAAUAAAUAAUUCAAUAUGUUCUUUUUUUGAAAUAGUCAAUAUACCUGGUAAUUAAAUAUAUUUUUUUUUAUACAUUUAGUUAAAGGAUUUUAUUUUGUGUUAAGGUAUUUACUUAUUUGUACCAAGUUUUAGAUUAUGAGUGGAGUGAAGAAGCUUAUGGUUUUACAAAAAUGUUUAUUUUUUUUUCCUGUGGACAACUUUUCUAAAUUUUAACUUAUAUUGAGAUUUAAUUUUAAUAAUGGGUAUGGAAAAUAAAAUAAAAUAACCUGGAAAACAUGGAAAAGUCAGGGAAUUUGUCAAUUUGAAAAUUGUGGCAACCAUGUUUAAUCAAGUACAUAAUUUCGUUAGAUAUUUUAUUUAUUGUUUAAUUUACUUGAUCUAUUUAAUUGACAUUCAGGUGUCAAAAAGAAGAAGAAAAUUGUUUUGGAGAAGACAAUGAACAGUUCAAUGAACCCAGUGUUAGACGUAAAAUAUCUAGUGAAAUAUCUUCUCUUGCUGUUGCUCAACAUUUAGAUUCGUGGAGUUCAAAUUUAAUUGAACUUUUCACUGAAGGGAACAGAAAAAGUAGUUCUACAAAUAUGAAUUCUGGUUAAUUUUUUAAUGACCUACUUUAAAAUUGAUUAUUCGUAUUUUAUUUUAAUUGUAUAUUUUUUACAUGAAAAAAUUAGGCUGUGCAACAAUGGAUUCAUCACAAUUAAGUUUGUUUCAAGAAAAACUUUACAGUCGUUCUAGUCGUACACCAGAUUUAAUUGCUUUAGAAAUCAUUAUAACUUCUUGUUCAAAAUGUCACAAUUGUGGAUGUUUACUAUUUGAUGAAGAAAUAAUGUCUGGUUGGGUUCCAGAUGAUUCAAAUUUAAAUACAAAGUAAACAAUAAAAUAAUCAAUCUUUAAUGUUUAACAUUUUUAAAAUUUGGUUUUAUUUUUUUAUAACAGAUGUAGACUAUGCAUCAAAGAAGUAGUACCAUUUUUGACCGUUGAUGUUAUUGAUUAUCGAUCAAAAAGCAGCAAUAUAACAGAAGAAACUGAUUUUCAUAAUAAUCAUGAAAAUUUUGAUAUAUUAAUGGAACAGAAAAAAAAAGGUACAUUUAUUGUUAUAAUGUAUUGAAACUAUAAUUCUAUUAAUCUAACAUCUAUUUUGAUGUAAACAUUAUUUCUAUCAUUAAAAUGAAUCAUAUAAAAAAUAUGGUAGUACUGGUAAAUGUAUUAAAACACAAAAACUAUUAAAAGUAAUAAAUAUGAAGAAAAACUUGGCAUAGAAUAUGAUAAUUGAUUGUAUUUAUUUAUGACUGGUAAUGAUUUUAAAAAUCAUCAUCGGGUGGUUAAGACAUUAUUAAUGUGGGUUGCAUCAAUUAUGCUUUAAUUUCAUGAAAAAAUCUAACACCUCGUUAAAAAUCUUAUUGAUUUUACUAAAUUAUUUUGUACUUGUUUAUAAUUUAAUAUUUCUUAAUUAUGUAUAAUUAAUUUUUAGAAGUAACAAAUAAUGAAUACAAAGCUGAUACAAUUACAGUUCCUUACUUGAAUCCUCUUGUAUUACGUAAAGAACUAGAAUCUAUUCUAGUUGCUGAAGGUGAUAUUUCAUUAACUAACUCCAAAUUUGUUGAUGAACAUCCUAUAAUUUAUUGGAAUCUUGUAAGUAAUGAAACAAUCAUUCAAAUUUGUUUAUUUUAUUUUGUUUGAUUGAAUUUUAUUUUAAAGGUUUGGGUGUUUGAAAGAAUAGCAGUACCAUCACAUAUUUCUGGUUUAUGUUUGUAUGCAAAUUGUAUACUGGGGGAUCGAAAUAUUAUUGAUUUUCAUAAUAUUUGGUCAACAUGCGAUUCUUCCAAUGUAUUAAUAACUACUUUGUGGGAUAAUCCAAAACUCUAUGAUGAUUUAGGUUUCCCAAUGUAUGCAUUCUGGUCUGAAGAAGAAUCUAAAGAAAGUUGUUUAAUAAGUGCUUUGGUUACUGAUCGCAAUAAUGUACCUAAAAAGUAAGAUCUAAUUAUAAAUAUUUUUAUUGUGAAUAUUUAAUUUAGAAUGUUCUAUUCUAAUUUGUAUUAAUAAAUUAAAUACAUUUGCAUUGUAUUUUUUAUUAUGAUUGAGUAACCAUUAAUUAUUUUAUUUUAGUGUAAUGAACAAAAUAAUAUCAAACAUUCGACAUAAUAAUCUAACUGAUCCACUUAAAAAAUUAGCUAUUGAAAGAAACAAAUUGCGAGGAAAUGAAAAGUCAUUUGUUCAUAGCCAUUCAUUAUACAGGGAUAUUCUAUUUUUAACAAUUACAGCCAUUGGUCGUGAAAACAUUGAUAUAAGUUAGUAUAAAAUUAAUUAUUUUAAUUUUACUCUUUUGGAAAAUAAUAUACAAACAAUGUCAAUUUUAAAUACAAGACAUUUUAAUAUUAAAAAAAAAACAGACAUACUACGCACAAUUAAUAGGCUACUUUUGUAGAUGAAGUAGGUUAGGAAGGUAGAAUAUAGAAAUGAAUUUAAUAUGUAUCUGUAUGUAACUAUUACUAACAAAAAAUGAUUCUGAGUAAAGUUCAGUUAUACAUAUUUUGAAAGACCGUAAUAAUAUUUUAAAUUCUCGGCAAAAUUUUAUAUUAAAUUUAUAGAAAAAAAUUUACAUUAUUCAAUUUUUUUUUUUUACCUCAAAAUACGAUAUAAUGAAUCUCCUGUUAAAUUAUUUAAGCAUUUCUAUUGAGUUUAACAAUUAUAUCCAUAGAGUACCUACUAAAUAAAAAUUAACUUAAUAAACUCAGCAAAACCAAAAUGCCUCAAAUGUUUUGAAAAUUGUACCACUCCUAGAAUAGGCGAGUAUAAGUUUUCAGCCAAAAUUUCAAAUCUACAAACAUUUUUAACUAAAUUACAACAAAAAACAAAAUUGAAAAUCAAAAAAUAAUCUCCUUAAAGUACCAACAAUAUAAAUUUUCUUUCAGGUAAGGUGCUAUACUUGAAAAUUAGAGCAAGAUUUCUGGUAGAAAUUCUGUUUACAGUAUAAAAAAAUAAACAUCUAUAUAAAACCACACUUUGCUCAGAAUCUAAAAAAUCCAUUUCUCAUUAUAUUAUAACACCCAAAAAAUAAUUAUUUUUUUAUUUCUAUCAAUUUCCUAGAAUUUUAAUUUUUUUUUUUUGGUAAAUGGUGGUAUCUUCUACUCAUGGUUAAAAUGGAAAGGGGCCACUGGGAAAGCCAAGAUAAAGAUGAGUAGACAGAAUUAGGAGUGACCUGCAAAUGCUAGGCGUAAUAAAUAACGAUGAAUUAGCUAAUGACAGAAAACAUGAAUAGAUGUGGUGAUUGCAGCAAUGGGCCUAAAUGUCUUAUACUAAGCCAAAAAAAUUAAAUAUACUCAUGGUCAAUAAAUGUACUGUUUUUGUUUCUAAAAUAAUAUUUGUUAUUUUAGGUGCUUUUGAUCAAGAGUAUUUUAUAGCUUUUGAAACUGUUUCGGAAAGCGAUUCUAAGUUAUUAUUGAAAUGUGAUUGUCCUUUAUCAAUCGGAAGUCAAUAUUGCCGUCAUCUUUUUAAGGAACUCGAGCUUUCAAAUUACAAAUGAUAAUUUAACUACUUUACAUAAAAAAAAAUUAUAUAAUCUUUGUAUUAUUAAUAUAUUUAUCAUCAAUUUAUGUUAUCUGCUCAUAUAAAAUUAUUGAAGUUUGUAAUAACAUAUGUAGUAUUCUACAAUUCUAUUAUAAAUAGUCAGUUAUUUAUUGACUUAAUAAUAUUGUUAGUUUUUGAAUUAUUUGUUAAUAACUUAUAUCAUGUUUUUAAAUAUGUAAACAUGAUACCAUUUUUUUUUUACAAUAUGUAUAUAAUUAUUCUAUGUUAAAUGUUACAAUUUGUAUGUAACAAUAAAGUAAC